Molecule: messenger RNA, 426 nt
Organism: Porites evermanni
Lineage: Eukaryota; Metazoa; Cnidaria; Anthozoa; Scleractinia; Poritidae
Source: the annotation of a GenBank genome assembly
AAUCAUUAUUACAGAAAAAUUAAUGUGUGUUUUAGUUCAAAAAACAAAACAAAGAAAUUCAAACUUAUUUCCAAUGACAGGCAGGCACGGAUCUAGAAUAAAUACUGAUCCAUUUCCAAAACGAGAGCAAACGGCGAGAGCUUCUUGCUAAGUCUGGGGGCAUGCUCCCUCAGGAAACGUUUUGGCUUUUAACUCCCCCAUUCAGACAGGAUAAUUACCGACUGUCCAAACCAUUUUCCAGAUUUCAAUUUGGAACGUUUUUGUUAAUCAAAAAUAUAUUGGUUAUCAGAAAUCAGACCAAUUUCCGUGAAACUGAAACUGGUGUGGAUCCGUGCCUGACAGGCAAUUGAAAACUGCAAUUCACCACUUAGAAAACGAAAAGGGAACUGGAGCCGAAAUGUGCUCUGCAAUUGCCUCUGGGAUCAU